Molecule: messenger RNA, 1572 nt
Organism: Pestalotiopsis fici W106-1
Lineage: Eukaryota; Fungi; Ascomycota; Sordariomycetes; Amphisphaeriales; Sporocadaceae
Exons: 3
Coding region: 1-1572 (523 amino acids)
Biological process (GO): protein import into peroxisome membrane
Cellular component (GO): peroxisomal membrane
Molecular function (GO): protein-macromolecule adaptor activity
Source: RefSeq, a predicted model, not a curated record
AUGCUUUCCGCUACCCGCAGAUGGUUCCAGCGUAAUCGGACGCCUAUCGCGAUAGGUGCCGGCGUCAUAGGAGCUGGCUACUUUGCGACCCAAUAUCUGCUCUCCAAGCUCAACGACGCCCGUGAGCGCAUGAGUAGUGAUCGUAUAGCCAAGGAGAAUCUCCGGCGGCGUUUCGAACAGAACCAAGAAGACUGCACAUUUACAGUCUUGGCCUUAUUACCAACAGCCACUACCAAUGUGCUCGAGACCAUGAAUACAGAAAAGAUUACGUUGGAAAUCCAGCAGAUGAAGGGCGUAAAGAACGCUAGGAGUGCCGAAUCUACAGCAACACCACCGAGUAUCGCAGACACGACCCUCACGGAAGAAGAGGGUAAAAGUACAGUAAGCUUGCAGAGCGAAAGCGGCGUACAUGCAAGCCAAAUCACACUGCCCUCGCCCUUGGCAUCCACCACCGAUGGCACGCAAGAAGGCGGCCAGAUUCCCGCGAGUGCGCAAAAGUCAAGGAGGACCAAGCGACAGCUGUGGGACGACUUGACCAUAAGCUCAAUCACAAGAGCAUUUACACUCAUCUAUACGCUCGCCCUGUUGACUAUGCUCACGAGAGUCCAACUCAACCUCCUCGGCCGCCGCAGCUACCUGUCGAGCGUCAUCUCCCUCGCAACCGGAUCAGGACAAUCGACUAUUAGCCUGGAGAACAAUGACGACGACAACGGAGAGCACGUAUAUGGCAAUGAUUUUGAUAUAAACAGAAAGUAUCUCACCUUCAGUUGGUGGCUACUAAACAGGGGCUGGGUCGAUAUUAUGCAGCGAGUAGAGGAGGCAGUACGCGAUGUGUUUGGCCACCUCAGCCCUAGAGAUCUCCUGAGCUUCGACACAUUCUCACAACUGACGAUAGAGGUACGGAAAAAGGUCGAGGCACCGUCCCAGGGCUCAAAGUGGCUGUCGCUGUUGCUCCCGCCGCAAGAUCAGGAGGCUUUCGUGCUCCGAGAAUCGGGCGUCUUGGGCGACAGUGCAGCCGCCGAGACCAGCACAGAUACUACGGCGCCCUCGUCGCCCACUCCAAGUGCGCUCCGUCGCAUGCUCAACGAGACAUCCGACCUCAUCGAGUCGCCCGCCUUCAACCACGUCCUCACUCUGCUGCUCGAUGCCGGUUUCUCCGUCUUGUUGAACAAGAAGCUCCUCGAAGGCGCAUUUGAUCGUCAGCCGACCAGCGCCGUCAUCCCCGAAUCAGAGGAUGAACAACUAUCAAAGGUUGUACUGCUGCCCAAGAUCUUGUCAGUCUUGACCAGGCAAGCGCAUGUGAUUGGUAACGGCAUGCCCAACGAAUACCUGCAAGAGAUGGAGAGUGUGAAGGACUUGGAAGCCUUCGCUGCCGUGGUGUACUCGAGCAAUUGGGAAAACGAGAUUCAGGCCGACGAUGACUUUAUCAAUGUUUCAAAGUCAGAGUCUAUUGCACCUUCGGAUAGCAUCAGACAGAGUCAGGUGUCUGAAAGCGUCGUAAUGAUCGAUCGGGAGGAGCCAUCGCAGUUUUCAUUCGAGAGCGCAUGGUCGAAAGCGACGGAGCAAUCAUAA